CAGUUCUCCACUGCGCUCCGUGUGAAGCGGAGCUUUCGAGAUACCUUCUCGCUCUCCCUCUCACUCUCGUCGCGAUCCGCGUCGCGGGAUCGACUCCACGAUCUUGGGAUUUCUGCGCGAGAGCGCCAGUCCGCGUCCGCCAAGGAAUCGCGAGGAAAACGCCGAGGAAAGUCCUGAUCGACGAUCCGGAUUCUUUUCUCGGGAAAGAAUCGUGGGCCGAGAAAAGGGGUGAAAGAAAAGGGACGACGAUGUGCGAGAGGAAGCUGCUGUGAGUGCUCUAGGACAAGAAGAUCUGAACUAAGCCGAGAGCGAGAUAUCGAGAGCCGAGGGGCUACCCUCGAGGAGGUGCGUCUCCGGGAACGAGCGUGAUUCAGGAUAUAAUCACGACGAUGUUGAAGAGAUCGACCGAGCUGUCCAGGUGGCUGCUGCUGGCGGGACUUUUGUGCUGCUCGUCCUGCCAGAGCGUAUCGUCCUCCUUCGAGAAUAAAAUCGGCGGUCAAAAUGACAGCCGGCCGCGGAUAUUCUCGCCCAGGAUGGACUACGACGAGUGGACUCCGCUGGGUCGCGGCGAUCCCCUGAAGAACAACCCGACUUUCGACUACGUGCCACCGGUCCUCGACAGGGUGCAAUACUGGCUGGACUCGCAUCAACAGCACACAACUGAGCCGUCAUCUAAGCGCGAUAUCCUCGUGUUAGGCGUGACCGCCAAGAAGACCAGUCCGAAGAUACCCGAGCAGUUUCUAAAAUUUGUGGACGGACCCAAGUUUACGCGAACCGUCAGCCAAGAUACGACCGUGUACAGGAACGACUUCACCGGCAAUGCUGGCGCCGAGCCGCCCAAGGUCGUCCGCACCACUAGCUUCCGAAACGGCCUGGUCGAUUAUAGAAAUCAGAACAGAUUGCAAUCGCUGCCAGCCAGUUACUAUCCGAGCUCGUACUACGAUCAGAAGAUCAAGCCGUACACCAUGAUGAUGCCGCCGCCGAUGAUACAAAAGAUCGAGACGUCUACUGGUUUCAAGGUCGGCGCGUCCAGGGAUAAGGUAAUCGGCUACGCAGACGCGCCCCAGCCGUUUAACACGCAAACGGAGGAGGGGCCCGUUCUCCAGGACGCGCAGUAUUACGGAUCACUCUCGAAGGAUUACGGACACUAUUCCCCUGCGCCCUCGCAGCAACCGUAUUCCACGUCCAAGGCGCCGGCGAGCAAGGUUGAGACCAUCAAGAGCGUGUAUAUACCGUCCGCGUCGCAGAACACGAAAUCGAGAUACGAGGCGACUACCGCACCAUCCGUGUCCUUUGAAAAAUCGAAUUUGAUUUAUCAAUCGACGCAGACUCUGUCCGGCGGAUGGCUCGGCAACAGCGAGCCCACAUCAUCCUCCACCCCCGGAUUUCCUCCGGACGUUAAUCAGGUCGUGUGGCAGACAACGGAUUACUCGAAAGAUCACUACGAGAUCGAUCAUCAAGCCGCGGCCUCGUCCAAUCACGAGGUUGUCAUCGGCCAAAACGCGAAUAUCAUUGUAGACGAUAAUAAUGAUGAAAAUGAGGAAGUAGUCGUGGGUCAAAAGGAAAUCAGCACUGAAGCAACGUUCUCGUCGACGUCAGAAAGCGUCCCGCAAACGUUUACCGUCUCCACUACAACUGUAGAUUCUACCGAACGAGAAGAGGAAACUGUGACUGACGCGCAAUCCUCGCCAAAGAUGCACAUUGUCGUCGCCAACUCGCCGUCCAGCAUAGCGGAUCUGGAAACGCACAAAGCGAAGAAAGGCCCGGUCGCCGUAGUAAUGCCGACGAAUUACAUCGAGAAAAACUCGUCUUUGAGUUCGGAAUCAGCCACGACUCUCCACGCUUGGGAGAGUCCCGCCACAUCCGAGAUGACGAAGACGACUCAUCAAGCGUCAAAGUUUCAAAUGCAGCCAACGAGGAACGCGGUAACAAGUUUACCGAUCUUAACAGAAGAACAUCCGUCCCUUUCCUCCGUGCCGAACAGAAUGAUAUCGCCUUCGCAGCUUGCACCACAUCAACUUCCGCAUUCGUCUUCCGUUCCGGUAAUGCUCUCCAAACACAUAGGUAAUUCUCCGCACAUGUUUGUCCCUCCGGCGGCUUCUCAAUCGAUGAUGCGUCUUCAGACCAGACCGAAUCAUGCCAUGAUGCACUUUAUCGGCAGCAUGCGUCCUGGCUUCCGGCCAUCCUCGCCGAUAUCAAUGUUCCACAUGGCGCCGCCUAUGGCGCACAUGCACGCGUCACCUAUCAAGGACAUGAUGCCGCCAUUGCCGAGCACAGAAGAGGCUUAUCAACAAUCUUCGCAAUCAUUCCCCGUGAUUUUUACCAGCCCACCGUCGUCGUCGACUUUUGAUACGCAGACCACCGGAUCCGGCGAGCGACUGACGGUUGACCAUCAGCCGUCUCGAUCAUCCGCGACGAUUGUCAACUCAAUGACUACUUCGUCGCCAUUCACGCCGACAAUUUCGUCGACCGCGGAAUAUACGCCUACCAUGGACCACCGGGAGAGCACAAGGUCCGAUCAGUCCCCCUUGGUGAAGAUCCUCGGCGCCGAAGAGACCACGAGGAUGUCGACGACGCUUGCACCAUCGACGACCGUCCCGCCGCGAACCACGACAGUGCCAAGUCUGACCACUGAUCCGAUAUUCUCGCACUACAAACAACCGGCCAAACCAAUCCGCGGCCCGAUGUACCUCAUUAUCCAGGGCCAUUCGAAGGUAAAGACCUACAAGCCGACGGUGAACAAGCAUGGCGUGCCCGUAGAGAACAACGAGAUCGUCGAGAGCGCGACCGAGCGACAGCUGUCAAAGCUGGAGCAGCUGAUUCACGAGAACACAAAAAACGGCGCUGUCGAUCUGGCCGCUGAGAAGAAGAAGCUGGAGGUGGAGAGAGCGCGCGCCGAGGAAAAGCGCGUUUCCUCGCGCCGGGAAGACAGUCUCAUGAGCCUAGUCGAGAGCGGCUUGAGCGGCUUCACUGUGUCGCCCUCGAUGGAAGACGAGCGUCACGCGUCCAAUUCGGUCGCGAGCAUCGAGAUUAAUUAAGGGUCCGCCGUUUGCACGCAGUUCUCCCGUGAGGGGAUACCAAGCUUCGUAAACGGAUGCUGAGGUAGCUGAGGGCACUUUCCGCGUCCUCCUGCGGCGGAAGGGCAACCGCCGUUCUUUUAAUAGGGGCGAAAACUUUCGAAAGAAGCGAAGAGUCUCUCGAUUUAUAUUCGAUUGUUGCUUACAUGCGAAGCCGUUGGAUGAAAAUCGAUGAAAGUCGAUUACGCGCGAGAUAUAGGAAUCGAAGUUUUAUGUGGCUGAUCCUCCUAGCAACGUUUUCCAAUUCCAAUGCGGGAGCUAUCCGGGAGAUAUGUGUAACUUCAACACACCGGUAAACGAAGUUUUACAUUGUUAUUUAUCCUGUUUAUUGUUCCGUGAUAUUGAAUGCCUCUAUGUAUUUUUUUUUUUU
Formica exsecta is the source of this 3447-nucleotide messenger RNA. RefSeq names its product mucin-5AC-like. NCBI's taxonomy places the organism in Eukaryota, Metazoa, Arthropoda, Insecta, Hymenoptera, Formicidae. Bases 390 to 3038 code for a protein of 882 amino acids. The transcript is spliced from 3 exons. The record is from RefSeq and is a predicted model, not a curated record.